AUGGCGGGUGCUGCACCACGCAAUGGUGAUUCGGCGGCCUCAGCGCUACUUCAGGCAACGACCACCCGGCGCCCUUGGGGCUGCUCCGACGCGACGACGAGUCUGACGGCCUUGGCGCUGCCCGUCCUGCCCGUCCCACCCCAGUGCGAUGGCAGCCCGCCGACCUUGGCGCUGCUUGCCCUUCGAACGUGCAGCCUAAAGGAAAAAUUAAGUUCCCCAGAAAUCCACUAUAAAGAAAUCACAGAGUAUUGGAGCAACAAUAACAAGAGACCAUCUAUGAAGAAAGGCAGCAGAUGGAAACCCCCAAAUGAAGAUUACCUGAAGAUCAAGUGCUCUGUUUCAAGAAGCAAAAUUUAA
This is a messenger RNA of Triticum turgidum subsp. durum (durum wheat), 357 nucleotides long. Lineage: Eukaryota; Viridiplantae; Streptophyta; Magnoliopsida; Poales; Poaceae. The record is from the annotation of a GenBank genome assembly.